CACGGCUGUCAGAGUUUAGCUAAUCAGCGUCCAGUUUUCAGUGUGGCGCUUCUGAAUGAUACAGACCGGAGGGGUGGUGUUAAGUCAUGAACUUCAAUAACUUCUUCAAAGCAAUCGGUUAAGAGCACAUUCAGCCAUGCCUGUGACGUCUCAGCUGCUCAGGGGCCUGCCUCGUGCCAAGCUCUGGGCCUCGGGUCUGUUACCAUGCCAACAACACCAGUCCCAGCUAGGAGCCAUUACUAACAGUUCCCCCUCAAGACAGCCCUCUUCUGUAUCGCAGAGCCAUCAGCACUCGAGAAGUUACCAGACAACCUCAGUGCUUCGCAGCUACAUCCUCACACCGCCGCAGGUCAACUCUAUCCUGAAAGCCAACGAGUACAGCUUCAAGGUGCCAGAGUUUGAUGGGAAGAAUGUGUCAUCAGUGAUGGGCUUUGAGAGUAAUCAGCUGCCGGCCAACGCUCCGAUAGAAGACCGCAGAAGUGCAGCCACGUGCCUGCAGACGAGAGGAAUGCUGCUGGGUGUGUUUGACGGCCAUGCAGGCUGUGCCUGUGCACAGGCACUGAGUGAGAGGUUGUUUUACUACAUAGCGGUGUCUCUGCUGCCCCAUAAUACACUGUGUGAGCUCGAAGCAGCGGUGGAGGCCGGCCGGGCCCUCAGUCCUAUUCUGCAGUGGCACAAACACCCCAACGACUACUUCAGCAGAGAGGCCCAGACUCUCUACUUCAACAGCCUCCGAACAUACUGGCAGGAGUUAAUAGAUCUGACCAGCCCAGGCGACGUUCCAGACACACGCGAGGCGUUGCUGAACGCCUUCAAGAGGCUGGACAAUGACAUCUCCCUGGAGGCUCAGGUUGGAGACCCGAAUGCUUUCCUGCACUACUGGGUUCUGAGGGUUGCCUUUUCUGGAGCAACGGCCUGUGUGGCUCACAUCGAUGGAUCAGACCUUUACAUUGCCAAUUCAGGAGACGCUCGGGCAGUGUUGGGGGUGCAGGAGGAGGACGGUUCGUUCACCGCUCACACACUCUCUAACGACCACAGCGCCCAGAAUGAGGAAGAGGUGGAACGGAUACGAGCUGAACACCCUCCUUCAGAGAGGAAGACAGUUAUACGACAGGACCGGUUGCUCGGGCUGCUCAUGCCGCUGCGUGCUUUUGGAGAUGUGAAGUUCAAGUGGAGUAUUGAGUUGCAGAAGUGUGUGUUGGAGUCCGGGCCGGAUCAGCUCCAUGAAAACGAGCACACCAAGUUUAUCCCUCCAAACUACCACACACCCCCCUACCUGACGGCCGAGCCAGAGAUUACCUACCACAAACUGCGGCCACAGGAUCGCUUCAUGGUGAUUGGCUCCGACGGUCUCUGGGAGACCCUCCACAGACAGGAAGUGGUUCGUAUUGUGGGGGAGUAUAUAACAGGGGUGCACCAGCGUCAGCCCCUCAAAGUGGGAGGUUACAAGGUCACCCUGGGACAGAUGCAGGAGCUGCUCGACGAGAGAAAGGCUCGCGAGUCUUCCGCUUUCGAGGAUCAGAACUCGGCGACCCACCUGAUACGUCACUCGGUGGGAAACAACGAAUUUGGCACAGUUGACCACGAGAGACUGUCGAAAAUGCUGUCGCUGCCCGAGGAGCUGGCUCGCAUGUACCGCGACGACAUCACCAUUAUCAUCUCUCAGUUUAAUCCUCAUGUGAUCGGAGCUCAGAGACAAGAUGGGCAGUCCUGAGCUGUACAUUCACCAGUGUUCCACUGAGAAUAACACACACUUGUGUAACUGUUUACACACACGCACACUCUGUGGACAAACAGGCCAUGAUGAGAAAAUAUCUGCCCAGCAGGAUUGUUUUAACUCUAUUUAAGUAAAUAACUGGUAUGUUUGUAUGCAGUGCUAGGGAAGAUCCAGUUCCUCGUGAAGAUCUUCGUUGGAUAGAAGUCUCUUAUAUGACACUAUUUAUGCUGCCUCGGGCAACCCUUAUAUACACACCUCUCUGCGUGGCUGAUAAGACGCUGUUACAAACUGACUUUUGUGCCAAAACACUCGACCUCCUCGUCUGCUGAAAGACUCUAAGGGGUUGAAAUUGUAGAUCUUCCAAAGAGCGUAAUGGUUGGGACUCGAUGCAGCACUGACUCAACCUGAUCCUCUGAUAUGGACUCCUACUGGGCUGUGUCAUUGUAACACCAACACUCUUUCUCAGGUGUUAUUUCCAACCCAGUCACAAUAUUUCUCCCUUUAUGUGCUGCCCCUGUGUCUACUUAACAUGCACAUGUUCUACAUUUACACUUAAGUAUUUGGAUGAUUUACUCCAGUGCACUGGAUGUCAAGUAAAACAGUGUCUGUGAGAUGUAAAGGUGGAGUCUGCCUCUCUGGAGAAAUGUUAUUGAUAUUUGAUCUCCUCACACAAACAAAUACACCCCCCUGUCAGUCCUGUUGGCAUAUGCCAGAUUUACAUCCUUGGCCUUUUCACGCCCUCUGUUGCUGAUUGGCUGGAUAUGUGUUGUGGCUUGUUCCGAACCACUUAGUUUGUUCCCAUUUACAGAACCAGAGCUGUGUAUGAACCACAGAUUAAUGUGCAUAUACAGACCUGACAGCUAGCAGACCUUAAUAAGAUAUUGACUGAAUUUGAUAUAAAGUGUACCAUCACUGACUCCAGCUGUGCUGACGUUAAGCUUUAAAGUGCUCUCUCCAACGUAUUGGCAUUCUGAUAACCAUCCUGUAGGGUAAAGAUGAUUAUAGGGAAGAGAAAGACAAAUGAUUCAGUUACAGUAUCUAUUUAAAUAGAUACUGGAUACCUCCUUUAAGUGCUUCAAAUGAAAAUAAACGGACAUUUUCUUCUUUUUUAAAGUGUCACCAGCCAAAAAGGUUCAGAAAUACAGAAAUACUUUAUUCAUCCCAAACUGGGAAAUUGUUUUAAAAGGUUGGGAAACACUGAGCUAGGUUUUCAAUAUGCUGAAACACUGAGCAAUAAAAACUUUUACAGAUAUUUACAGACUACACACUUAUGUACUGAAAGGAGGACAUGCAUGUGAACUACAGGUAUAUUGUCAGAGCGGUAAUUAAGUGAAUUACGGUUCAUAUAUAUACAUAUAUAAUACAAUCCUGAGUUAAAUCAAAGUUUGUAGCUUUUUUUUUCUCAAGUUUUAUGGGUUAAAAGGGAUGCUUGUUAAGGGUUCAUCUUACAUCAUAUUAUUUAUGAAGCUUUUUCAGUUUGGGUAACACUUUGACUUUAGUGUAUAUGACAGCCACGUUGAAAGCAGAAGCACUCCUGAUACUCUCCAGUUAAACACUAAUGACCGGGUCGAAGCGGCGUGUUCAAGUGUGUUUGAGCCCACAGGAAAGAGCAGAAUGUCAAUUUUAUUUGUGCUAUUUGAAUAUCAGAUUAUUUAAAAGCUUUCACAGCACAUGUAUGUUACACAUCUUUAUCUACAGUUGUAUGUAUGAAAUGUAACUCAUGUGGAUUAUGUUUUGUAUAUGGAAAUGCUUUAAUAAAACUCAUAAUACCAA
Messenger RNA from Eleginops maclovinus (Patagonian blennie), 3490 nucleotides. It is a transcript of the gene pdp1, whose product is annotated as pyruvate dehydrogenase phosphatase catalytic subunit 1. Gene Ontology annotation, cellular component: mitochondrion. Bases 137 to 1714 code for a protein of 525 amino acids. Lineage: Eukaryota; Metazoa; Chordata; Actinopteri; Perciformes; Eleginopidae. Gene Ontology annotation, biological process: protein dephosphorylation. Gene Ontology annotation, molecular function: cation binding; [pyruvate dehydrogenase (acetyl-transferring)]-phosphatase activity. The record is from RefSeq and is a predicted model, not a curated record. The transcript has 9 exons.